This is a messenger RNA of Marchantia polymorpha subsp. ruderalis, 1977 nucleotides long. Lineage: Eukaryota; Viridiplantae; Streptophyta; Marchantiopsida; Marchantiales; Marchantiaceae. The record is from the annotation of a GenBank genome assembly.
AUUCGUUCGCGGGCGAGCGUCUAUGCUUCGGCGGGCGGUGACAGUCGAGGCUUCCCCGGCGCCCCCAGUCCAGUCGGUGCUUGUCGAGCGAGGGAGGCAGCGAGUCGAUAUCGGGAGCGAGAGUCGAGGUCGAAUACUGUAAUUGCAGCGCACGCGAGGGAGCGAGCAAUCUGUCGGGGGUGGAAAAUCCCUGCAAGCGCUCUUGCGCCUAGACAUACAUUCUGUGGUUCAGAAUGUAUGUCCAGGUCAGGCCGAGCUUGACGCCGAAUUCUUGCCAUGGGUCCAGCCCCGUCUUCGCCUCUGCUGCCAGGCCAGCGAUUUGCGGCUCCGUCGGCCCGGCUGCAAGAUGUUGUGCUCUGCCAGCCUUACACGGGAAAGUGAGCUCACUUCUUUCACCGUAUCUGGGGCGAAGUGGCACCUUGCAGCAUGACUGCAAGCGGGCGGAAUGGCAGCGUGCGAAGAAGAGCGCGAAGGGAACGCGGAUUUUUGCGUCCAUGAUACCGAUGGACUCCGCUCGCAUUAAAGUUAUCGGUGUGGGUGGUGGCGGCAACAAUGCUAUCAACCGUAUGAUUGGAAGCGGGCUUCAGGGUGUGGAAUUUUGGGCAAUCAAUACCGAUGCGCAGGCUUUGCUUCAGUCUGCCGCUACACACCGUGUCCAAAUAGGAGAAACUUUGACACGUGGUUUAGGUACUGGUGGAAACCCAGAGCUGGGUGAGAAAGCAGCUGAAGAAUCUUUGGAAGCCAUUGCGGAAGCCGUGUCAGAUGCGGACCUUGUAUUUAUCACAGCUGGUAUGGGAGGAGGUACAGGAUCUGGUGCUGCCCCCGUUGUUGCGCGAUUGGCUAAGGAGGGAGGGCAACUCACAGUCGGAGUGGUCACUUAUCCUUUCACCUUCGAAGGCCGUCGAAGGGCACAGCAGGGUUUGGAGGCAAUUGAGCAGCUGCGCAAGAACGUGGAUACCCUCAUUGUAAUUCCGAAUGACAGACUUCUCGAUGUAGUGCAAGAGGCAACACCCUUACAAGAAGCCUUCCUUCUGGCAGAUGACGUGCUCAGGCAGGGUGUGCAAGGAAUCUCAGAUAUAAUUACAAUUCCUGGGUUGGUGAAUGUCGAUUUUGCAGAUGUGAAAGCCGUCAUGAGCAAUUCUGGUACCGCGAUGUUGGGUGUGGGCAUGUCCACUGGUAAAAACCGUGCAGAGGAAGCUGCACAGCAAGCCACGUCCGCUCCUCUUAUCGAGCGAUCUAUCGAAAGAGCAACUGGAGUCGUCUAUAACAUCACUGGUGGAAAAGAUCUUACACUCCAAGAAGUUAACAGAGUCUCUCAGGUUGUCACAGGGCUCGCAGAUCCAGCUGCGAACAUAAUUUUUGGAGCUGUGGUGGAUGAGAAGUACACAGGGGCAGUGCACGUCACUAUCAUAGCUACAGGAUUUUCACAAACUUUCCAGAAAACAUUAAUAGAUCCAAAGGUGGCACGUCAAGAGCAACAAGAUUCGCCGAAAGGUGUCGAUUCCCCUUGGAAAAGACCUGCACCUGUUUCUUCACGAUUCCCCCAGGGUCUGGGAAGCAAAGGUUUUUUGUAGUCUUUUAAGCUUCUUGUAUUGAACCUCUUCUGAGACAGGAUGUGUAGGUUUGCUUCUAUUCCCUGCUUUAAGGAUCGUGCACCGUCUUCUGUGAGGCAGGUAUAGUUUCUGUCAAAAAUUGAAAUGGAAAGUUGUGGACAAUAGGUCAUUUAUUACGGUGCCAGUUAUUCAUCACCAAGCAGUAGGACGUAAGUCCUACUGGUGACGUUAGCAGUUGCACGCCUCAAGUUUGAGUUUUUGCCAGAAAGUUAUGCAUGUCUCAUGAGAUGUUUAUUUUCUGGCUGUCACUGUACAUCGAGUGUAUUGUAGUGUGUCAUCGGCUCAGUAUUUAUCUACUUCUCCUGAAGCAGACCAAGCUCUGAACAAAGUUAAUCGAAUCUCAGAUCCCAGUUACUCAAUUGAU